CCUUCCCCCGGCGGCAGAGCCGGCGCGGAGGUGCGGGGCGGCCGCGCCCCGGCGCAUGGAGGCGAUGCCCUGUCAGAACCAGCGGCUCGGCCCGCGGCCGCAGGACGAGCAGCCGGCGACAGCGACAACGACAGGAGGAGGCGGCGGCUCCCGGCUGAUCCGUUUCGCGGAGCCGAGCGAAGACAGCGGCUGCCCCAGCCCGGAUAGCAGCAGCAGCAGCAGCAGCAGCAACGGGGGGGUGGCGGCGGCGACAACGACGGCAGCGGUGGUGGUACCGCCGAUCCCCGCAGAGAUCGGGCCUCAGCUGAAGCUGCUGCCCAUGAAUGACCAGCUGCGGGAGCUCCAGACGAUCAUCAGGGACAAGAAAUCCAGUAGAGGAGACUUCGUAUUUUCUGCUGAUCGUUUGAUCAGACUCGUGGUUGAAGAGGGACUGAAUCAACUGCCCUACACAGAAUGUACCGUGACCACUCCAACAGGACACAAGUAUGAAGGCGUCAGAUUUGAAAAGGGAAACUGUGGAGUCAGCAUCAUGAGAAGUGGAGAGGCAAUGGAACAAGGGUUACGGGACUGCUGCAGAUCCAUCCGCAUAGGAAAAAUCCUGAUCCAGAGCGACGAGGAGACGCAGAGAGCCAAAGUGUACUAUGCAAAGUUUCCACCAGAUAUUUACAGGAGAAAAGUUCUUCUCAUGUACCCAAUACUAAGUACUGGUAAUACUGUCAUUGAGGCCGUCAAAGUUCUUGUGGAACAUGGCGUACAACCAAGUGUCAUUAUCCUGCUGAGCCUCUUCUCCACACCUCAUGGUGCCAAAUCCAUCAUUCAGGAAUUCCCAGAGAUCACAAUUUUAACUACAGAAGUUCAUCCUGUUGCACCAACACACUUUGGACAGAAGUAUUUUGGAACAGACUGACACACUCGGAACAAACGGAAAUGACUAUAUGACAUUACAGAGGUUUUUGGUUGUUUUUUUUCUACAUUUUAUUAUUGUUGAGUUGGCUGAGGGCAUGUUUAAAAAUCUUUUUGGCCAAAGGGGGAAAUACUUGACUUAGAUUAGUUGUGGGCAGUUACUGCCUGAGCCCUGAAUCAGGUACCGUAACAGCACGCUCAUCGCGGAGUCAAGCGUCUCAAUGUUGGGUUGUACAAAUUGCUGCAUUCUCUGCUUUAACUUAUUUAUUCUUCUAGGGCCUGUCUUGUGGCUGCUUGCGAGAGCAAAAUAAAACAACUAAAUCAGA
Molecule: messenger RNA, 1229 nt
Organism: Calidris pugnax (ruff)
Lineage: Eukaryota; Metazoa; Chordata; Aves; Charadriiformes; Scolopacidae
Gene: UPRT
Product: uracil phosphoribosyltransferase homolog
Exons: 7
Coding region: 56-907 (283 amino acids)
Source: RefSeq, a predicted model, not a curated record